AUGUGGAGCCGCUACGUAUUGAAGCACCGUGUCGACAAGUACCAACAGGAUACACGAUGCCUGCUGCAACAACACCGUCAGAGUUUGGCCUACAUGGAGGUUCGAAAGGUUAAGAUUGACUGCUCAUUCUUACCUAAUUCGCGAUGGGGUAUAAUCGGGCAGGACCCGGCUUCACCUGCCUGGCUGCUCUAUCUGGAUGUCAAGAUCAGCCAGCCGAAGGACUGUUACCUUGCCAAUGCAAAGGUCGAAGUGACAUUUCAGUCGUUGAAUCUUCAUGAUCGAAGCAACACAACUCGCAGUCAGCUGGGUCCUGUUAUCACGGAUUACUUUGGACCCCAAAAAAUUGGAGAGAAGGUGAUCGCUCAAAGUUUUGGCAGUUUUGUUGAGCAUGAUGUAUCCUACUCCCUCCAACAUGGUAGUCUCAUGACCCCAACGAAGUGGUUGGUGGAGGACGCGGUAUCCUGUGGUGGGCUGCGUCUUGCACUCAUCCUCCAGCACGAGAUGCAGCCCUUCUCCAUAGCAGUUCAGAUCGACGGUAAACUUCAGGGGACAAAAAACAGAAGCUUUCGCUUUGCUCGCUCGAUCGAACAGGGCCACGUGAAUAGUUUAUCUCGCAUAGUCACGCCCUCUGGUACUUCCACUUUUCACUUGGACGAUAUUGCAUCCAAGCUGAAUGAUGAGAUGACGACACUGAACAUCAAGAACAACCGAAAUCCAUCCAACCCGAUACAGCGCACCAUUGGUCAAUCUGACACUGCCCGACAGGUGAGCUCAAAUACCGAGCGUACCCACGAUGACUACACCGUUGCUUGGAUAUGCGCUUUGCCGAUAGAGAUGGCAGCAGCGAAAGCGAUGCUCGAGGAAGUUCACACAGAUUUGCCAAUCCAUCCGAGUGAUACGAAUCAGUAUAUCCUAGGACGGAUUGGUCCCCAUAACAUUGUACUGGCUUGCUUGCCACACAACGUAUACGGCACCACCUCAGCCGCCGUGGUAGCCACACAUAUCCUCUAUGCAUUCAGACGAAUUCGAAUUGGUUUGAUGGUUGGCAUAGGUGGAGGCGUGCCUUCGAAGAAGAUUGAUAUGCGGCUUGGGGAUGUUGUUGUCAGCAGUCCCACUGGUCAUUUUGGAGGGGUCAUACAGCACGAUCUUGGUAGAAACAUUGGAAACCGAAUUCAAAUGACAGGAAGCUUAAACAAACCACCACCAGCUCUUCUUGCGGCAAUAGCGAGGUUACGAACAGAGCACUUAAUCGCCGAUAACAAGAUAACCCACCAUAUUGAUAAGAUGUUGGAGAAAAAUCCAUCGAUGAGGUCGUCUUAUGCUUGUUUGGAUUCGGAGCAGGAUCAGCUUUUCGAGGCUGAGUAUGAUCAUUUCGGAUCAGCGGCAACAUGCGAGGCAUGCGAUCCGGAGAGAAAGAUAGAACGGCCUCCUCGAUCGACCAGCUGUCCCAAGAUACAUUAUGGGCUUAUCGCUUCGGGAAACCAGGUCAUUCGGCAUGGCAUGACACGGGAUCGAUUAGCGGAGGAGUUUGAUGUUCUAUGCUUUGAGAUGGAAGCAGCAGGACUCAUGGAUAAUUUUCCUUGCUUGGUCAUACGAGGUAUUUGUGACUAUGCAGAUUCACACAAAAACAAAGUUUGGCAAGGAUACGCUGCAGCAACUGCAGCCGGCUACGCGAAGGACUUAUUGUCUGUGGUUUCCGUUGCCCAGGUGUACUCUACUCCUAUUGCAGCUACAUCUGCGACUUGA
This is a messenger RNA of Penicillium waksmanii, 1746 nucleotides long. RefSeq names its product purine and uridine phosphorylase. The transcript has 2 exons. Gene Ontology annotation, molecular function: catalytic activity. The record is from RefSeq and is a predicted model, not a curated record. Gene Ontology annotation, biological process: nucleoside metabolic process. The coding region runs from base 1 to 1746 and encodes 581 amino acids. Lineage: Eukaryota; Fungi; Ascomycota; Eurotiomycetes; Eurotiales; Aspergillaceae.